Messenger RNA from Aspergillus affinis, 1692 nucleotides. Its product is annotated as CwfJ domain protein. Gene Ontology annotation, cellular component: post-mRNA release spliceosomal complex. The coding region runs from base 1 to 1692 and encodes 563 amino acids. Gene Ontology annotation, biological process: mRNA splicing, via spliceosome. The record is from RefSeq and is a predicted model, not a curated record. Gene Ontology annotation, molecular function: RNA lariat debranching enzyme activator activity. The transcript has 2 exons. NCBI's taxonomy places the organism in Eukaryota, Fungi, Ascomycota, Eurotiomycetes, Eurotiales, Aspergillaceae.
AUGAUGACAUCCAAAAUAAUCGUGCUCGGUGAUGUGAACUGCGAGUUCCGCGAGGUGUUCACGAAGCUUGCCAAACUCCAUGUCAAGCAGAAUUUCGCACUUGCCAUUAUCACCGGUGACCUUUUCGGCGACUGCUCGACCGAGCAUGAACUAGAUGAGGUGACGGCAUUGCUGAAUGGGAAUACCAACGUCCCACUCCCAACCUAUUUUGGGCUGGGUAAUCGCCCUCUCCCCACCAGGGUGAUCGAGAGAAUCGAGGCCAACGACGAAGUCUGCCCUAAUCUGUUUUUCCUGGGAAGACGCGGCACCCUCAAGACGGCAGAAGGCAUCCGCAUCGUUGCUCUCGGAGGUAAUUUCGAGACAGAAAACAAGUCGACCGACAAGUUUCACCCUGCCUACACAGAGUCAGAUGCCCGAUCUCUCAACGGUGCCCACCAUGCCGACAUCCUCGUCACUCAUCAAUGGCCCAAGGGCAUUCGCACCGGCUCCAAGGUAUCAUUACCAGAGGACGCAACGCCACCGCAGGAGAUCCAGUGUAUCGCAGAUCUCUGCUCCACCCUCAAGCCUCGCUACCACCUGACCUCCUCCGGCAACUUUUUCUAUGAGCGCGAACCUUUCUUCCACAUGCCCACCGAAGACAGCCCCGACGCGAAGCCCCUCACCCGUUUCAUCAGCCUCGCAUCCUACAGCAAAACCUCCAAGCAGAAAUGGAUGUACGCAUUCACUCUCGACCCUAACGCUCCUCAUCCCUUGACCGUCCCCGUUGGCGCCACCGCAUGCCCUCUCCCAACUCCCCAAGCCAAGCGGAAGCCCUUCGCCAGCCAAAACGAGUCCUAUUCCCGCUUCGCCGUCGACGACGAUCACUCCCACCGUCCCCGGAAGCGAGCCCGCGCGCCUCCCCCAGGCCCCGACCAGUGCUUCUUCUGCCUCUCCAACCCCAACAUCGCAACCCACCUCAUCACCUCCAUCGGUAACGAAAGCUACCUCACCACCGCAAAGGGACCCCUCCCCACGUCCAAAACCUUCCCCGCCCUCGGCUUCCCCGGCCACAUGCUCAUCAUCCCCUUCACCCACUCCCCCACCCUCAACAGCAUCUCCGACCCGGAAUCCCGCACCGCCACCUACUCCGAGAUGCAGCGCUACCGAUCAGCUCUGCACUCUAUGCUUCACCGCCGCGCCUCAGGCGCCCUCGGCGCCGUCACCUGGGAAGUGAGCCGCGGCAACGGCAUCCACGUGCACUGGCAGUUCCUGCCCGUACCGUCGGCGCUCAUCAAGCGCGGCCUCGUCACCGCCGCCUUCAAAGUCGAGGCCGAGAACCUCAAGUAUCCCAAAUUCGAGUCCGCCUCGAACACCGCCGACCCCAGCGCCGAGGCCGGCGAUUUCUUCCGCCUCUGGAUCUGGGAUCCCCCCUCCGAGGGAUCAGAGACCGAGCCUCAAGACCAAGACCAAACCGAAGCUGAGUCACAACCAGACAGCCCAAAGGCUCCUGGGACUGAAAAAUCCAUCAUUUUGCCUUUGGGACCGGAAUUCCGGUUCGAUUUGCAAUUCGGGCGCCGAGUCAUGGCUAAGCUGAUGGAAUUGGAGAAGCGCAUUAAUUGGAAGAAUGACGUGCAGUCGGAAGCAGAGGAGGAGAAGGAUGCGACGGCAUUCAAGGAAGCCUUUAAAGAAUUUGACUUUACGCUAGAGGAAUAG